UGUAGUCGAUUAGUCGUAUUGCAUCAGUCGAAGGUGAUAUAAGAGAGUUUUUGAUAAAUUUUGCUUUUGGUUAUGUGUUUUGUCAGUCUACACAAAACACUUGGAAGGACAGUGUUAGAUCAUCAAUCACGAAUGUAUGAUAGAAACUUGUGAUAAAAAAGUGAUAUAUUGUAUUUUUAUUUGUUAUUAUAUAUAUAUAAAUAUAUAUAUACAUGAAUGAAUAUGAGUGCAUUGAAGAGCGUUGUCAUCGCAUUUCCUAAGGGUCUUUCCAAGGGAUCUGCUAUUGUGCCCAAUAACGACCUUGUCAGAUCGGUUCCAAAAUUAAAUUUUUCAACGUCGAUUUUAACCGAUAAAACGACGGAAAUGGAUAUAACGAGAAAAAUACCAAAGCAGGAAGAACUCCAUGAGGAAAGUGCAUUUUUCAAACCAGAUGUCUGUAUUAGAGGAAAAAAACGUCGUCUUGAUCAUCUCACGUGGGAGGAAAAAUUACAGAGGAAGAAAUUAAAGAACAGAGUAGCAGCACAAACUUCGAGAGAUAGGAAAAAAGCUAAAUUGGAUGAAUUAGAAGAAACAGUUAGAACGUUGAGGGAAAGAAACGAUGUAUUGACCCAAGAAUGUGCUUUAUUGAAGUCACAAAAUGAGUCGCUUAUAAGUGAAACAAAAAUAUUGAGGAGAGAAAGGGAAACGAGUAAUAUGAGCGAGCAACUUUGUUCAUCGUGUCAGGCUCGUGUCGGUUGUCCUGUACCUUCACUGGGAUCUGCAGUAUCCCCACAAAACCCUCUGCCGCAGGGUGGGACAGUACAGUCGGCACCAUCCCUGACACUAACACCAGGAGCAGCCAUAUUGCUGAAGAUUAUGACCCUUUACCUCCUCUCGAAGAAUUAUUUGGAGAUCUCCAAGGGGAUGAUUACAUCGAUCGACUCGAAGAACUUGCAGAAAGCCUCCUUCGAGAAGUUACCGCAGAAGUGGAAGCAAAUUCUCAUAGAUCAAAUGAACAAGUGUCAGACGAAGAAAAUACAAUUAAAAAAUCUGAUAAUUCAAAAAGAAUGGUGGGGCAGACAUCAAAAAAUGUGGAAACCGAUACAAUCGCUUGUAGAAGCGUGAACGAUUACGAUAAUUGGCAUCUUAACUGUAGCACAGACGUCACGCAUAUUGUUCUAGAUAAUACACGAACGACACCAGUAUCCAUUAAAAAUGAAAUUGAAGUUAAACAAGAACCCGAUAUGAACGAUAUGGAAACAGUAUAUGGUACAUACGACGAAAUUACAAAUUCUAUAACUAUUAUUUAUCCUGGCCAAGAAGAUAAUGUAGGCAUUCAGGAAUGCGUUCAAGAAAUAAGCUCUGAUAAUGUUUGUCAUACUGAUGAUGUAACAACAUCGUUAACAACGUAUCACUCUUAUUCCGAUCAAUUUUCACCUGCUUACACGUGCACAGACAUUAUGUCACCUUCGAGUAUAUAUUCGGACAAUGUCGAUGCAUCUUCUUCGAUCAAAUCAGAUUCACAUUUUUCGGACGGUGGUUAUGAAUCUCACGAUUCCCCUAAUGCAGACAUACGCAGUAAAAAAAAAAGAAAUAACAAUAAUAAUAAUAAUAAUAGUAGUAAUAAUCAUAAUAAAAAUAAUAAUAAUAAUAAUAAUAACAAUAAUGUAUGUUUAACCGAUCUUUGGCACGAAAGUUUUACAGAAUUAUUUCCAAUGUUGGCUUAAAAUUCAAGCAAUUUAAAUAGAAAUUUUAUCAUUGCUUAAUCUUUCCAAAAUAUAAAAGUAAUGAAUGAUUCAUGAGACAAAAACAUAUGAAUGGAUUAAAUUCUCUUCUUAUGUAUGUAUUUACUCUCUACAUAUCUUGUCAUAUUGCACAAGAAAUAAUGUGAACAAA
This is a messenger RNA of Vespa velutina, 1875 nucleotides long. It is a transcript of the gene Xbp1, whose product is annotated as X-box-binding protein 1. Gene Ontology annotation, molecular function: RNA polymerase II transcription regulatory region sequence-specific DNA binding; DNA-binding transcription factor activity, RNA polymerase II-specific. The record is from RefSeq and is a predicted model, not a curated record. The transcript has 3 exons. NCBI's taxonomy places the organism in Eukaryota, Metazoa, Arthropoda, Insecta, Hymenoptera, Vespidae. Gene Ontology annotation, cellular component: nucleus. Bases 217 to 1104 code for a protein of 295 amino acids.